Molecule: messenger RNA, 1050 nt
Organism: Penicillium cataractarum
Lineage: Eukaryota; Fungi; Ascomycota; Eurotiomycetes; Eurotiales; Aspergillaceae
Product: thermonuclease family protein
Exons: 2
Coding region: 1-1050 (349 amino acids)
Cellular component (GO): cytoplasm; mitochondrion
Source: RefSeq, a predicted model, not a curated record
AUGAAUACGGAGGACUGGCAAAGUUUGCGACUAAAAUACGGUGGGUCCAGUAUACAAUUACGUAUCUGCGGCAACGAUCGUCGGCGGCGUCUUAGAGCUUCCGCCGCGACAAAUCACCUCACUUACCUGGACAACUCUCACCUCCUCUACUUCGCGUCCUGCCAUACAGCAGGGCUGUGGGUAGUCAUGCGAUGGCCGCCAUGGAGAACCGAGUCAAGCAAUGACGAUAAACAACACUCGGAGCGCACCUCCAACUCCUCAUCGUACCCCACACCCGCAACAAACAACUCCGACUCCAACCUGGAUUGGACCGCCUUCACAGAGUCCAGGACACUCAUAUCGACCGUACUCUUGACAAGCGGUAUUUUGCUAGCGGUACGCUUUCACCGCAGCUACUUACGCCGUAUUCCCGACGCGCCUAGCAUCUCGCCCUCGUUUCUGCGGCGCCGGACCAUCUUCGGCAAAGUAACCAGUGUUGGCGAUGGCGAUAAUUUCCGGAUAUUUCACACCCCGGGUGGCCGACUUGCAGGAUGGGGCUGGCUGCCAUGGAAGAAAAUCCCUACUACCAAGAAAGAGCUGAAAGAUAAUACUAUUCACAUCCGUUUAGCAGGCAUAGAUGCCCCCGAACUCGCACAUUUCGGUCGACCUGAGCAACCAUUUGCUCGCGAAGCCCACCAGUGGCUCACCUCCUAUCUUCAAAACCGUCGAGUUCGGGCGUCCGUCUACCGCCAGGAUCAGUACAGUCGCGUCGUGGCCAGCGUAUCCGUCAGGCGCGCCUUUGAUUUUCCCCCAUUCCGCCGGAGAGAUGUAUCAUAUGAAAUGUUGAAGCGCGGCCUGGCCACGAUAUACGAAGCCAAGGUAGGCGCCGAGUUUGGAGGCGAUAGGUUGGAGCAGAAGUACCGCCGUGCGGAGUGGUGGGCGAAAGCACGGUCCAAGGGUCUCUGGAAGGAUUAUGGCCGCAUUGGGUCUAAUUGGGAAAGUCCGAGGGAGUAUAAGAAUAGGAUGGGAAUGGGUGAGCCCUCUGAUAACGGCGGCAAAUCUAAAUCAUAG